AGGCAACACGCCGAGAGGGAUCUGAAGAGAGCGCGAGGGCGAGAGAACGCUGACUGACAGAGGGGGAAGGGGAGGCCGGUGAAGCGGUAGAUUGGACGGAGCAGAGAAAUCAAACCUGAUGUGCGGCAGUCAGCUGAAGACAGAGAAGGACAGAGACAGAGAAAACUGAAAAGAGGGCAGAGCGGUGCGGUAACGGAAGCGGUGUCGGGUUCACGGAGGGACAGACAACAGAGAGAAACGCACGCGGAGGCUGAGGGGAGCCUCAACAAGGGACUGUUCAUUAGGCACAUGGAUCACCACGCCACCAGGCUGUGACCUAACCAGACAUCCUUGACAUCAGAGCAGGAAAAUCUGUGUGUGUGUGAGAUUUUUCACCUUGGUCAUACGUGAGGAACAGGAGGACUCAAGCGGAGGGAGUUCACCGGCUUUGCUUCCCUCCCUCCCUGUUCUCCCCCCUCCUCUCUGCACCCUCCUGCCUCCUCUGAAUGAUUGAAGCCAUGCCCAUCGUGUCUGCAAGCACAGGGCUGCAUGAGACUCUGGCCCUGCUCACCUCUCAGCUCCACCCUGAUGCCAACCAUAAAGAGGACCUGGUCUUUCUCAAAGAUGUCUUCAGCGAGAAGAGCCUCGGUUACCUCAUGAAGAUCCAUGACAGACUGAGGCAGUAUGAGAAACACAGCCCAACUCCAGUUCUUCACAGCGCCUCCUAUCUAGCAGAGGAUCUGGCAGAAGAGCUUCAGAAUGGAGCGCUGGAGGAUGACGAGAGGGAACUGCUUCUCCUGCUGAGCACUCCUCACCUCAAGGCGGUGCUGUCAGCCCAUGACACAGUUGCGCAAAAGAAUUUUGACCCGGUGCUGCCACCGCUGCCAGAAGAUCUAGACGACGACCUGGAGGAAGAGUCAGUCAAGAUAGUCCGCCUGGUGAAGAAUAAGGAGCCUCUGGGGGCGACUAUCCGGAGGGAUGAGACGACAGGAGCUGUGAUUGUGGCCAGAAUCAUGAGGGGAGGCGCAGCUGACCGCAGUGGUCUGGUGCAUGUUGGGGAUGAGCUUCGAGAGGUCAAUGGAAACCUGAUAACCCACAAAAGGCCAGAAGAAAUUAGUCAGAUUCUGUCCCAGUCACAAGGCUCCAUCACACUGAAAAUUAUUCCAGCUGUUGCGGAAGACGACAAACUGAGGGAAAGCAGGGUCUACCUCCGGGCUUUGUUCGACUACACACCCUAUGAGGACAAGGCCACGCCGUGCCAAGAGGCGGGACUUCCUUUUAAGAGGGGGGACAUUCUUCAGGUUGUUAGCCAGGAGGACAGCACCUGGUGGCAGGCCAAGAGGAUGGGCGACUGUAACCUGCGCGCUGCCCUUAUCCCCUCCACACAGUUCCAGGAGAGGCGCCUGAGGUACAGGAUGAAAAUGGGUUUUUUUCCUGCCCCAGUGUCCCCCAAAACACCGACAUAUGAUCGUGCUGAGAGAGAAGACUGUGACAGCGAGGGUUCUCUGAAUGGGAAGAACGUAGCUGGCCUGCGCAGAAGUUUCCGCCUCAGGAAAGAUCGCCAGGGUUCUCCCGGAGAACCUCAAACUCCAGAAGCCAAUCACACAGAGUUCCUCAUAUAUGAAGAAGUAACGCAGUAUCUGCCCCGCCCUGGUGAAAGACCUCGUCUUAUAGUACUGAUCGGUUCCCUGGGAGCUCGCAUCAGUGAGCUCAAACAGAAGGUGAUCGCUGAAAACCCUCGGCGUUACGGUUUGGCUGUGCCUCACACCACUCGAGCCAGGAAGUGUCAAGAGAGAGAAGGAGUUGAGUACCACUUCGUCACUAAAGCAGCCUUUGAGGCAGACGUCCAGAAUGGCAAAUUUAUUGAAUAUGGGGAAUAUAAGGAUAAUCUGUAUGGCACCAGUUUGGAGUCCAUUCACAGAAUUUUGGAUCAAAACAAGGUCUGUCUGGUGGAUGUGCAACCAGAGGUGCUGAAGACUUUGCGUACUGCCGAGUUCAAACCAUAUGUCAUCUGUGUAAGGCCUCGUAUCUGUGACAGUCAAAAGAAGCCACUUGGAUCCUCUUCCUCCCUCAGCUUAGGAAUCACGGAGGAGGAUCUUCAGGAAAUGAAACAGUCGGCUGAGCGGAUGGAUGAACAUUACGGCCAUUGGGUGGACUACGUCUUGGUGAAGGACGACCCAGCCAGUGCCUUAGCUGAGCUCCAGGUUGUACUGGAGAGGGUGCAGAUGGAGCCUCAGUGGGUGCCUGUGUCUUGGGUGAAGCGCUAACCUGCUUAUCUGAGCUCAAGUUGGAUAAGUGGAACACUGUUGGGGGUGAUCCAGUGUUUACUGCCGGACUAACCACUCCACAAAUGCUAGAUGGCUGAGUGAAGUCAGUACCCUAAAACAUCUAAGAGCUGCUUAUUUUCAGUCUGAACAUCAAGUACACAUUUCUGUUUUCAAUUCUUGAGUGUAACAUGUUAUACAGUAUAUCUAAACUGUACAAUGGCAGUCUAACAGCUCCGACAGGCAUGUAGUACAAAGUUCUUAAAGCAAGCUGUAAUCAAAGAUCUGCACCCUGUAUGAUCAGUCAUGUGAGAUGCCUACUGUCAUAGCAGCUAUAAUGUGAAGUGCCAUAUCCAGCAUUUUAACUUAUAACGAAUACAUCUGCAGGUUAUCUCCUCAUGGUGGAGACUGUACUUAGUUAGUUAGUGUUACCUGACUUUAAAUAAGAAUUAAAAAAAAAGAGUAAAAACAUGUUUGUGUGUUGGUACUGCUAUUUGAAAGUAAUUAAUUACCUAGGAAAUAAAUGUGAGCCAUCCAGUA
Molecule: messenger RNA, 2783 nt
Organism: Scatophagus argus
Lineage: Eukaryota; Metazoa; Chordata; Actinopteri; Scatophagidae
Product: MAGUK p55 subfamily member 3-like
Exons: 20
Coding region: 486-2246 (586 amino acids)
Cellular component (GO): plasma membrane; cell-cell junction
Molecular function (GO): protein binding
Source: RefSeq, a predicted model, not a curated record